CAAAAGUGAAAUUCUUUUACCCCUUUGGAUUUGCUAUUUUGCCCUGACGCUUUUCACCCCCAAACCGAGAAUCGCAAGGAAAUCUCUUCCAAUUUAGCAAUGUGCGCCAUAGCCAAAAUGGAAGCCAAGUGUGGAAGCUACUGCCACGUGUCGGUAGCAGUGAGCGGUGAUUUUGGGCGAAUUUGGAGCGAUUCUUUGGCAUUGGCGGCGGCCUCGAAUUCGAGGAUUUGUUUCUGCGCUGUGAUCCAAUCACUUCUCUCAUCGAUCUUGAGAUGGGCCGGGCCAAGAUCGAGAUCAAGAAGAUCGAGAAUCGCAGCGCCAGGCAGGUUUGCUUCUCCAAGCGUCGCAUGGGUCUCAUCAAGAAGGCCAGCGAGCUCUCCAUACUCUGUGGCUCCGAGGUUGGGAUCAUCGUCUUCUCGCAGGCUGGCAAAGCCUUCUCUUUCGGGCAUCCCUGCAUCGACUACGUGAUUGACAAGACGCUCAAGCGCCCCGUGCAGAUCAAUUGCGAGAAGAUCGAGAAGAUCCGGCAGCUAGAGAAGCAGUACAACGAAUUGCUCCAGGAGCUGGAGAAUGAGACUGAGAAGCACACCAUCUUGCAAAGGGAGUUCGCGGGAGGAGGGCGUGGAUUGCAGUGGUGGGAGGAAGAUGUGAGUGGCAUGGGAAUCGAAGAGCUCAAGCAGCAUGCCGAGUCGCUGGAAGCCAUGUACAGGGUUGUGAUUGAGCGCGCCAAGUUCUUGCAAAUCCAGGCAUCGCUCGUGUCCUAUCAAUUGCCAUCGCAUUUCUUAGGCGAUCACAACUUCCAGCACGAGCAAACCCAUGAAAUGCAUCAGCUCUCUCUGCUAGUAGCUCCAAUUCCAGAUGAUUUGUGUGAGAAAAGCAAGGAAUUGUAGAUAAGAGGAUUCUAACUUGUGUA
This is a messenger RNA of Selaginella moellendorffii, 913 nucleotides long. Its product is annotated as agamous-like MADS-box protein AGL62. The transcript has a single exon. The coding region runs from base 273 to 890 and encodes 205 amino acids. Gene Ontology annotation, molecular function: RNA polymerase II cis-regulatory region sequence-specific DNA binding; protein dimerization activity; DNA-binding transcription factor activity, RNA polymerase II-specific. The record is from RefSeq and is a predicted model, not a curated record. NCBI's taxonomy places the organism in Eukaryota, Viridiplantae, Streptophyta, Lycopodiopsida, Selaginellales, Selaginellaceae. Gene Ontology annotation, biological process: positive regulation of transcription by RNA polymerase II.